Prorocentrum cordatum is the source of this 717-nucleotide messenger RNA. The record is from the annotation of a GenBank genome assembly. NCBI's taxonomy places the organism in Eukaryota, Dinophyceae, Prorocentrales, Prorocentraceae.
AUGGCCUACGUGAAGGUCGAUGGGAGAUGGGCGGCCCGAGCGUCCUCCCUGCCCGGCAUCGCGGGCCGCAUGUCUGAGCGACGCCCGCUUGCCAGCAAGGGGAGCCGGCCGCUCUCCGCCGCCGCGCCGCUCCUGGGCGACAUGGGGCCCAGGAGCCCGGUGGGAGCACCGGCCAGCCCGCGGCGCUGCGGCGCCGGUCGCGUCGGCGGCUGCCGCAGUGCCAGCCCUGGCGCCGGCUGCGCUGGCCGCGCUGGCUGCUCGGCGACCCCGUCUCCACCGAAGGUGGCCCCGACGGGCGACCACGCCGCGGCGCCGGCCAGCCAGGCAGAGCUCGCAGGGCCCCCCGCCCCGCGGGCGCGGCCGCCUGGCGGGCGGGCCGAGGAUGCGGGCGAGACAGGCUUCCACUGGAUCCUCGACGACUUCCUGGCCGUGGGCAGCUCCGCGAGCGCCGGGUGCUCAGGCCCCAAGCGGACGGAGCGGUGCGCCUUCUUGACAGAGAUCGGCAUCACUCACAUCGUCAACUGCUCCCAGGAGUUCCCGUGCCCCUUCCAGGAUGCCUUCGAGUACCUGCAGCUGCCAGCUCGCGACGAGCCCAGCCAGGACCUGAUAGCGUUCUGGCCCGCGGCCUGCGCCUUCGUCGAGGAGGCCAACGCCUACGACCGCAAGUGGCCCUGUGAUUGGUGUACCGUGUCUUGGGAGAUAGAUGGCCAGUUGUAG